Molecule: messenger RNA, 1072 nt
Organism: Spinacia oleracea (spinach)
Lineage: Eukaryota; Viridiplantae; Streptophyta; Magnoliopsida; Caryophyllales; Amaranthaceae
Product: NDR1/HIN1-like protein 10
Biological process (GO): defense response to other organism
Cellular component (GO): plasma membrane; plasmodesma
Source: RefSeq, a predicted model, not a curated record
UUUUCUUUAAUUACCUACGAUAUAUUUUUUAAUAAUCUCACCUUUACUACCCAACGACUUUUAUUGAGUCUAGUAGGUCAAAAAACGGUUGUAUCCGGUAAAGUAUACUACGUGGCAUAUUACUGUUGUAAUAUUAAUUAACUUUUUUUUAAAAAUUUUUCUUUUUUAACGGAUUUUCUCUUUUUCUUUCCUCCUCAUUUUUUCAUGCUCCCUCUUUCUCUCCUUCUCUGCUUCUUUUCUCCACCAUUUUCGCCCAUUUCUUCUUCUUCUUCUUCUUCUUCUUCUUCUUCUUCUUCUUCUUCUUCUUCUUUCCUCCACCAUUUGUCUCGUCUUUUUUUUUUUUUUUUUUGCAUUUUGACAAAAAGUAUUCGCCCACUACAUUGUAGGGAUAUCUAUUUUCUGCACAUUUUGACAAAAGGAAAGAGAGGCUCCUCCGGCGGCUGCUGCUGCCUCUUUGACUGCCUCAUCUUCUGGCUCAUCGUCCGCCCUCAAAAAAUCAAAGUCCACGCCUCCGAUGCUUCUCUCACCACCUUCAACUUCACCCAGAACGACAAUCUCAACUAUAAUCUCGCCAUCAACUUCAGCAUCUGAAACCCGAACCGACGCCUCAGAGUCUAUUACGAUGCAAUCGAAGCAAAUGCGAUUUACGCCGGGCAAAGAUUCAACACUGUACAAGGGUCGGUGUUCUACAAGGGAUACAAAAAUACAACAGAUUUUGGACAUGUGAAUUUCAGGGGGCAACAUAUUAUUAAACUUGGAAGUGGUGAUAAAUGAUUUGAGAAACAUAUUACUGGUGGGGCUUAUGAAAUUCAAUUGAAGGUGCAUUUGAGGGUGAGAUUUAAACUUGGAUUAUUCAAGACCGGAACAUGAAAGCCUAAGAUUAAGUGUGAUUGGAGUUCAAUUGAAGGACAUUCUGGGCAAUUUGAGAGGAUUAAGUGCAGCUAUGAUCUUUGAUUCUAUUUUUUUCUUUCGUGUUCUUGGUGAUUUGGGGAUUAUUUGAUUUGUUUUAGAGGAAUGCAUAGUAGAAUUUAUGGUUUACAUUUGAAUAAAAUGUUACACCACUUAAUAUUCA